AUGACCGCCGACGAGCACGGCGUCGCCCCCGACGUGUGGGAUGACUACCCCUUCCUACGUCUCGUCAAGCUGUCGUCGGAUGUCUUGCCAUCGCAUAAAACGGUAGCGAUCGUGGACGGGCGGUAUGGAGGCGUGAGUAUUGGGCGCGACAAGGCGUUUACCCCGCGACUUCGGCUGCCGUCGAUGGAGGUGAGCAAGCACCAUGCGAAUCUGUUUUCUACGUCGCGCGCGCCUAUUCGCUUUUCUAUCGCAGAUACGGGAUCGAUGCACGGCACGUAUGUGCGACGGCGCGCUUCGACAUCGUAUGAGCGGCUAUCGCCACCGAAGCACGCGAGUCGGCCAUGGACGUUGGAGCAUCUCGAUGUCGUGCGUAUUGGGGUUCAGAGCACGGAGUUUGAGGUACACUUGCACGACAAGGAAGCGUGUGACAGGUGCGCUGUGGGGCUGGACGGUCAAAAUGAGCUGUCGUUAGCGCCGACCGCCACGAAAGCCGCACGACGUCCGGCCGCGGAGCCAGUCGUGGGCGAUGGACGGAAGCAGCUCAAGGCGCUCAAAAGCAUGUAUGUGCCACGCACGGUGCCGCAGACCAGCACUGCGUACCGUGAUCGAGCGGCUGUGCGUCGCCGACUGUACCCGCCUGAACCUGCGCCGCCUGCGCCGCCGACGACGACGACGACAACGACCGUGGAGCCGGACAUAGGUCGGCGGAUGCUGCAGCACAUGGCCCAAGGCGCGGAUGUGCCGCUCUUGCGGCAGGCACCGAUUGUGCCGCGAGUGACGCAGGGCCGAGCUGGUCUCGGCAGCGGACGGAUGGUGGAUGCCGAUACCUAUGGGCGGACUAAAUGA
Malassezia restricta is the source of this 846-nucleotide messenger RNA. RefSeq names its product FHA domain protein. The record is from RefSeq and is a predicted model, not a curated record. The coding region runs from base 1 to 846 and encodes 281 amino acids. Lineage: Eukaryota; Fungi; Basidiomycota; Malasseziomycetes; Malasseziales; Malasseziaceae. The transcript has a single exon. Gene Ontology annotation, molecular function: protein binding.